CUACAAAAAAAAAACCGGGAUGAAUUGAAAAGAGUUGUUUUAGUUACAAGUGAAGUAAGACGCCCUUCCGCCUUCGAUGUUUCCAGAUUUCCAGCAAAGACGCCCUUCCGUUAAGAAACUACUGUAUCUGUAGUCGUCUUGUCUCUCUACUCGUCGCAUCUUUGGGGUUAGUUUAGCUCCCGUCUUGGCUGUGUGAAGAAAAGUGUCGAAUGGCCACCACCGUUAUGCCGGCGGUGGACGUGCCUAGUGGCUCCUGGAGGAUGUCUUCAUCGGCCGACUUGAAGAACAACGACGUUUCAGACUAUAGGGUGAAAUUGCAUCAAGAGUUUCACUUCUUUUUGCGGAGCAUGCUGCAAGUCUGCCCGGCUAUGGAUUGCGAGGUCAGUCACUACAAUCAGCAGCACAUUCUAGGGGAGCGGCCAGCAGGAUCGGCAUUGCAUCGAAGCCCGCGAUCAUUGCAGGAAGCCGAAGAUUUGAAUAGUGUCGUCGUUGAUGUGGGCCAGGUGGACGAACAAGUGGCCACAUUGUGGUGGGCGUUGGCCCAGCAAACAGCUCGCGUUGCCCGCCGAUGUACGGACAAGAGCAACACAACCCCGUUGCCGAUUGUUGUUGAUGCAAUUCGAUCCCAUCCAGGCGGCUGGAAUGCGUGGGCUCCGGUGACGUCGCUUUCAUCACGUCCCGGCACCGAACCAACCGACUCCAUCCCCGGCUGCAUCGCCUCAAAGGCCGCAGUCGUCGAUCUGACGCUGUCGGGCUGGAACAGCAGCAGCAGCAGCUCAGGUAGCUCAUCCCAGAUUCUCAGUGAGACCAUGUCGACGACGCCGAUGAGUUCACCGCGCUUGGUGCGCGAAAUUUGCGAAAAGUAUCCGCCGUCUGGCGCCGGCCAGCGUCCGUCCUCGGCCACUCCACAACUGCAGUCGUACGUCUACGAGACGUCGCCGUCGGAUUCGAAAGGCGUCCAGUUAUUGCGUUACGUUCGCGUCUCACAGAGCGCCAGCGUCGACCCGUUACCAAGUGAGGGCCAGUUACGAGGUUCCAUGCGCCGACCGAAAUCGGAAGUCGCCAUCCGCAAAUUUUCCGACAGUUCCGGUCAACAGCAAAAUGACGACGCUUCCAGCUCGGUGGAUUGUGUCCAGUACGAGAGCCAAGAUCUCGGCCGAGAUUAUGAAGAACCAGCGCUUGGCUACUCACCCAUCGUCGUGGUGGCCAUAGAUUUUGGUACCACAUAUUCGGGCUAUGCGUUCAGCUUUAUUCACGACCCGGAAGAAAUUCAUAUGAUGCGCAAAUGGGAAGGUGGCGACCCAGGGAUUCCCAAUGCCAAAACACCAACGGUGCUUCUACUGAAACCGACUGGACAAUUCCAUUCGUUCGGUUACACGGCCCGUGAUUAUUAUCACGACCUGGCUGCCCGCGACACUCGCCAAUGGCUCUACUUUGACAAAUUCAAGAUGACCCUACACCACCAAAAGCAGCUGGGCAGGAGCACUCUGAUUCAAGCCGCCAAUAAAGUCGACUCGUUGCCCGCCGUCACCGUGUUCGCCCACGCUUUGCGCUUUUUCAAAGAACAUGCGCUUCGUGAGCUUUCCGAUCAGACGGCCAUCCCCAUCCACAAUGAGGAUAUCCGCUGGGUUAUCACCGUUCCGGCCAUCUGGCGUUCAGCGGCUAAGCAACUGAUGCGUGAGGCAGCCUAUGAGGCCGGCUUAGGUUCUGAUCGUUUACCUCAGCAAGUGCUGAUUUCACUGGAACCCGAGGCCGCCUCACUUUUCUGUCGCCAAUUGAAACGACAUCAACUGAAAACCGAGAGACCGGCCGACCUUCAUUUAACUCCGGCCAAUUCCGUCAAACCGGGACCUGUGAAACCAUGGAACCGAAAUAUGCAAAGAGAUUCUAUGUACGUCGACGCUGUGCUUGACGUUUGUCCAGGUCAGCGCUACAUGAUUGUCGAUUGCGGAGGUGGUACCGUCGAUAUAACCGUCCAUCAGGUCAUGGAUUUGGAUGGUCAACAUCUCAAAGAACUUCAUCGGGCCACUGGUGGCCCUUAUGGAUCUAUUGGUGUGGAUUUGGCAUUUGAGCAACUGCUGGAUAAUAUUUUCGGUUCUGAUUUCAUGAACCAUUUCAAAACGCGUCUUCCAGCGUCGUACGUCGACCUGAUGGUUUCUUUUGAAGCUCGCAAGCGUCACGCCAGCCCCUACCGCUGCAAUCCACUCAACAUUGCGUUACCUUUCUCACUGAUUGAUUGUUUCCGCAAAUAUCGUGGGCGUGAAGUGGAAUUCGCCAUCCGCAAACACGGAGAUCCGCACGUCCGCUGGUCCACCCAAGGAAUGCUUCGUCUCGAUCAGGAAGCUAUGAAGUCUCUUUUCCAACCCACUCUACGUGCUAUCAUCGAGCACAUUGAGGAUGUUUUAAUCCAUCCGGACCUGAUUGGAAUUGAUUACCUCUUCUUGGUUGGAGGUUUUGCCGAAUCACCUCUUCUGCAACAAGCUGUCCGGACACAUUUCGGAGAACACGUCACCGUUAUUAUCCCCCAGGAUGUGAGUCUUGCCAUCCUGAAAGGAGCCGUCCAAUACGGAGUGAACCCACACGCCAUCACAGUACGCCGUUCGCGCUUGACCUAUGGUGUUGCCGUCCUCAACCGUUUCAUCCAGGGCCGUCACCCGAUUGAUAAACGCGUCAUCAAAGAUGGCAUCGCCUACUGCAAGGACAUAUUCGAUAAAUUCGUCAUGGCCGAUCAAAGUGUUAGCAUGGGCGAGCGUGUCAUACGCAGUUACAGCCCGGCUAGACGCCACCAGCGGCGCAUCGUUCUCAACGUCUUCAGCGCCGAUAAUGACGACGUCCAGUCGGAACCAUUCGGAUGGUUCUUGGUUACUAACCAAGUAACGACUUAUGCAGUUUGUUACGGAUCCUGGUGUCCGUUUGUUUGCUACCCUCUCACUCGACCUGGGCUUCACCUACGCGGUCAAAACACGUCGUGAAAUCCGCGUCACGAUGGAAUUCGGCGACACGGAGAUACGCGCCUCAGCCGUCGACGUUUUUAGUGGCAACACCAUCAAGGCUUCCUUCGACUUUCUCGACGACAAGCCGCAAUAGACACGGAGCACUACUGACAGCCACUGCAAACAAGACCUCACAACAACAAACUGUAGCAGUAUUCUAAUCCUGUUUGAUCCUUUCCUAGCCAAAAUGUUAUAACUUUCCACGGCACUUUUUGACAUCUACAACAGCUUCUUUUGCUCGGAAUUUUUUUUAAGAGCACGAUCCUCAAACAUAAUUGGAGUUUCUCUUUGAUUCGACACUUUUUACAAACCAUCAUCACGCGGAAUUGUUAAGAAGAGAAUACAUAUUAUUCUAAUGCUUGA
Messenger RNA from Daphnia pulex (common water flea), 3356 nucleotides. RefSeq names its product heat shock 70 kDa protein 12A-like. The record is from RefSeq and is a predicted model, not a curated record. Lineage: Eukaryota; Metazoa; Arthropoda; Branchiopoda; Diplostraca; Daphniidae. The transcript has 11 exons. Bases 210 to 2972 code for a protein of 920 amino acids.